AUGCGCCGGGCGGUUCCAUUGUUUCUGCGCCGAGCCCUUGUGAUCAGGAGGUAUCCCCCAGUGUCGCACCUUUCCUCUCAGGUCUGUUGGUUGAAUAGCUCUGAUAAUGAAGAGCCCAGUCAGAGUUCUGCUUAUGGUGACUAUAGAAGUCGUCGUCUGUUUCCCUUGAUCACACUAGCAGUGCGGGCUUCAAACUGGGAUGCUGCCAGAAAUAUAAGCUUCAGGGAGUGUGUGAGGUUAUACGGGCCAUCUCAGUCAGUUGGUUUGUUUGCUUUGAUUGUGCAGGCGUUCUUGCCGCGGAGAAUCAGAGAGGUCCGGUGCUUGAUUCAGAGCAUUGUUGAUUACUGUGGAAAUGCUGGGUCAGAGUUGUUUGAGUUGGCUCCUAUGUUGGUCAGCAAUUUGGGUCAGUCAAUGACGCUGUUACAAGUUUAUGCCGCAGUCAUCCGUAUUUUUGUAGAGUCGUCAAUGUUUGAGGAUGCUCUUCUCACUUAUGUUGAGGUCAAGAACUUUGGUGUCGACAGACGUUUGUGCAAUUUCUUACUGAAGUGUUUAGUCGAGGGGAAUCAGAUCAUGUAUGCGAAGAGUUUAUUUGAUGACAUGAAAAGUUGUGGUCCUUCACCCAAUGUCUGCUCUUAUUCAAUUUUGAUGAGUAUGUACACACAUGGAGAGAGGUUAUGCUUAGAUGAAGCUUUUGAGCUUCUUUGUGAAAUGGAAUCGAAUAGUGUGAGACCGAACGCUACAACAUAUGGAACUUACCUCUAUGGGCUUUGCCGUUCCAGUCAGGUAACAUCUGCAUGGGACUUUCUUCAAACUCUUUCUCAGAGUGGAGGCCCUUGCAGCAAUUAUUGUUUCAAUGCUGUGAUUCAUGGUUUCUGUAGCGAGGGUCAGGUUGACAAAGCCAUAGAAGUGUUUCAUGGGAUGAAGAAAUGUGGGUUUGUCCCAGAUGUCCACAGCUACAGCAUAUUAGUUGAUGGGUUAUGCAAGCAUGGGGAUUUAUUGAAAGGUUAUGACAUGCUUGAUGAAAUGGCAAGAAAUGGAAUACGUCCUAAUCAAGUGAGUUACAGUUCACUUCUGCAUGGCCUUUGCAAAACUGGACAGGUUGCAUUGGCAUUAAAGAUUUUCAAGAACCUCCAAGACCAAGGUUUUGAGCAUGACCAGAUAAAUUACAGCAUCAUUCUUCAUGGCUGUUGCCAACAUUUAGAUCUCAAGGCCAUCUCUGACCUUUGGUUUGACAUGAUUCAUCAUGAUAUGGCUCCAGAUGUUUACAAUUAUACCAGUCUGAUCUACGCAUUAUGUAGACAUAGAAACCUUCAAGAUGCAUUGGGAGUGUUUGAGCUCAUGCUUGAAAAUGGGUUGAGUCCCAACAUUGUGACAUGCACAAUCCUAGUAGACAGUUUUAGCAAAGUAGGGCUAGGUGGUGAAGCCUUCCUAUUCCUGGAUAGAAUACAUCAGUCAUUGGGAAUCAUCCCAAACCUUUGCAUGUACAGAGUUAUUAUCAAUGGCCUUUGCAAGACCAACAAAUAUAGUGAUGUGUGGAAAUUUUUUGCAGACAUGAUAAAGAGGGGCUAUGUUCCUGAUGUUGUCCUUUACAGUAUUAUUAUUGAUGGCUUCGUGAAAGCUCUGAAGUUGCAGGAGGCCUUAAGGUUGUACCGUAAGAUGUUGGAUGAAGGCGUAAAACCUAACACAUUUACAUAUUCUAGCCUCAUAAAUGGGCUGUGUAAUGAUGAUAGACUUCCUGAAGCUAUGGGAUUGAUUAGGGAUAUGAUUGGGGAAGACCUGUUACUUGACAAUGUUUUGUACACAUCUAUCAUUGCUUGCUAUUGUAGGCAUUUAAAUAUGAAGGCUGCUAAUGAAUGGCUCAGAGAAAUGGAAAGAAGUGGUGUGUUCCCAGAUGCUUUUGUAUAUACUUGUAUGAUUGAUGGUUAUAGUAAAGUGCUUGCAAUGGAUGGUGCACGCUUGAUGAUGGAAGAAAUGGAAAAAAGAAAGCUUAAACUUACUGUAGUAACCUACACAGCUCUCAUUAUUGGAUACCUUAAAACGGGGGAUGAGAAGGAAGCUUGUAUGAUGUAUGAGAGUAUGCGUCAUGCAGGCAUUGCUCCAGAUGUCAAGCUGCGUUGCAUUUUGGGCAUUGGCAAUGACAGGGAUGAUUGUGAUGAUCCUCAGAAAGCGAAGGGUGUAACAUAA
This is a messenger RNA of Miscanthus lutarioriparius, 2184 nucleotides long. NCBI's taxonomy places the organism in Eukaryota, Viridiplantae, Streptophyta, Magnoliopsida, Poales, Poaceae. The record is from the annotation of a GenBank genome assembly.